Prosopis cineraria is the source of this 1141-nucleotide messenger RNA. RefSeq lists its product as uncharacterized. The coding region runs from base 204 to 857 and encodes 217 amino acids. The record is from RefSeq and is a predicted model, not a curated record. NCBI's taxonomy places the organism in Eukaryota, Viridiplantae, Streptophyta, Magnoliopsida, Fabales, Fabaceae. The transcript is spliced from 2 exons.
AUUGUAAUUGUGGCCGAUUAAAUGUCAACGGUCCUCGUUGCUUCCAGAGAUGCUACAACCAUCUUUUGUCCCGCCUCCUUUAAAGCAAACCUCAGGUCCUCUUCCACACCCAUACUUCCUUUUACCCCCGCGCAAACAGAGCAAAAUAUCAGAGACCCCAAAACCCACAACCCAAGAGAAGCGAGCAAGGAUCAUCCCCAGAAAUGAAGCUUGUUUGGUCCCCAGAGACGGCAUCAAAAGCAUACAUCGAUACAGUUAAAUCUUGUGAGCUUUUCCGCGAAUCAGGCGUGGCAGAGCUUGUUUCGGCCAUGGCUGCAGGAUGGAACGCACAACUCAUAGUGGAAACUUGGUCGCUGGGCGGAGUUAUGCCCACAAGCGUAGGCUUAGAAAUAGCAAGUCGUCACACGGGUGGACGACAUGUAUGCGUAGUCCCCGAUGAACGGUCAAGAUCAGAGUACGUUCGGAGCAUGGGUGAGGCCGGCAUGUCGCCGGAGGUUAUCGUGGGAGAAGCAGAGGAAGUCAUGAACGGCUUAUCAGGCAUAGACUUCUUGGUGGUGGACUCUCGCCGCAAGGACUUCUCGAGAGUGCUGAGGCUCGCAAAACUGAGCAGCAAGGGGGCGGUGCUGGUAUGCAAGAAUGCAAACUCGAGGGCCAGCUCCGGCUUUAAAUGGCGGUGCGUUCUGGACGAAAGAUCGAGGCGUCUUGUUCGUUCGGUGUUUCUUCCGGUCGGAAAAGGGCUCGAUAUGGCUCACAUCUCCGCCUUAGGGGGCAAUUCAGGAUCUGCCGUCAAGGGCAGCAAGAGAUGGAUCAAACAUGUUGAUCAACAAUCAGGGGAGGUCCAUGUUAUCAGACGGUGAAUCUUGUGUUCGAGUGCCCACUUUAAUGACAACGACAAAACCUCCCUUUUUUUCUCAUUGUUGUAAAUACAUCAUAUGAAGAAUCUUUCUCCUUUCUUUACAAUCUUUUUACAUUCUCAGGUUGACAAAUACUGGUGAGAGCCAGAGGAUUUGUUAAAUUAUCUUCAUUGCUCGUUCCUUGGUGGAGGUGCUUGACAUAGGAUAGAGUAAUAGUAGCAAGAGCAAGAAGAUUUACUGUAGCAUGCAAAUGAAUGACAUGAUCUUAUGAGAGUAUUUUUGUAUCA